AUGGCUACGAUUCUUCGGAGCUCAAGGAAUCUGCAGCGCCUGACCACGAGAUCGCGACACAGCCUUUGCGGCUCUUGUAUAUCACACCUCGAGAAAUCUCAAUUUCAAGUUACAAAUGUCCCUGCAAGAUCAUAUGCUACAAAUCCAAAGGAACCGAAAGCCAGUGAGGAAGUACCAAAGGCUAAAGAAAAGAAGAAAGUCAUCAAUUCCCGCCAAAAAGGCAAGCCUGCUCCCGGCUUCGAACAACUUUAUGGGAGUGGUAGCCCGUUAUGGCUUCAAAGUACGCAAUCGCAUGGCGCUGGGAAACAGCUUCCCCCAAAUCGGUCACCGCUCAGCAACAAGGAGGUUGAAAGCUUAGACAAUCUAUUGCAGACACUCAAAAAGGGUCUCCCAACGAAAGAAUUCCAAAAAGUGGAGGAGGUCUUUCAAACAUUCAAGAGGAUCGGCCUGCCGAAGGAAUUCCGUGAGAUUAUGGCCAAGCUGGAGAACGGCGCGCCGCUAGAUAUUGCCACUGCUGCAAGGCUUGUCCGAAUAACUCAGAAAACCCUGAAAGAUGUCCGAGAAACUCAGAUGAACCAAGAUGAGGAGAACCUCAAGGAUAAGUCCAAAUCAUCCCGCGAGGAAUCAUCCGGGCCAAAAGGCUCCUCGAAGAAAUCUCGGUCGAGACAAGACUCUCAGUCUUCGGGCAAUAGGAUAUUUGGAAUGCAGUUAGAUCCCGUCACCUUUGCUGGAGGAUUGUUUGCUGGCUACAUGCUCUACAAACUAUUCAGCCCUGGUGAUUAUUCCAAACAGAUUACCUUCCAGGAAUUUAAAACCACCUUCCUUGAUAGAGGACUGGUUACAGGACUCACUGUGCUCGACGAACAUAGAGUGAGGGUUGAGCUACACCGCGAAGCUGUCGGGCGGAUGUAUCCGGAAAGUCCUGCUCAGCAUGAGAAUUUCCGUUAUUACUUUACGAUCGGGUCUGUCGAGGCCUUCGAGGUGAAGAUAGAAGGGGCUCAAGACGAGUUGGGCAUCCCGAGCUCUCAACGGAUACCGGUAUCUUACAGGAGUGAAUCUCGAGCCUUCCAAUUCUUCCUCUCUUUUGGACCUACGGUGCUAUUCAUUGGCUUGCUAUUCUACCUAACCCGGCGCGCUGGAGGCUCAUCCGGCGGAUCGAGCGGUAUCUUUGGGAUGGGGAGGAGUAAGGCGAAGAAAUUCAAUCAAGACAGUGAAGUCAAAGUAAAGUUCAAGGAUGUUGCUGGCAUGGACGAAGCGAAGCAGGAAAUCAUGGAGUUCGUCAGCUUCUUGAAAGAGCCAGGGCAAUAUCAACGGCUGGGUGCUAAGAUCCCGAGAGGCGCUUUGCUAUCAGGUCCUCCAGGGACGGGUAAGACUAUGCUGGCGAAAGCGACCGCUGGUGAAUCAGGAGUACCAUUCUUCAGUAUAAGCGGUUCAGAAUUCGUUGAGAUAUUUGUUGGUGUAGGUGCUUCUCGCGUACGAGACCUUUUCCAAACGGCGCGGAAGAACACGCCAUGUAUCAUCUUCAUUGAUGAGAUUGAUGCUGUCGGCAAGACCAGGGCUAAGAGUACCGGAUUCGGUGGCAAUGAUGAAAGAGAGGGCACUCUCAACCAGAUCCUCACUGAGAUGGACGGCUUCGAGACUUCAGAGCAGGUCGUGGUGCUUGCAGGAACGAAUCGACCCGAUGUCCUUGACAAAGCGCUUCUCCGUCCCGGCCGAUUUGAUAGGCACAUCGCCAUCGACCGACCUACGAUGGAGGGUCGCAAGCAAAUCUUCAAUGUCCACAUGAGCAAGAUUACAACAAGCGAAGACGGUGAACACCUGACCGGCCGUCUUGCGGCUCUCACGCCCGGCUUUUCCGGCGCCGACAUCGCCAACUGUGUUAACGAGGCCGCACUAAUCGCCGCUCGCACUCAGUCCGAGUCCGUAAGACUUUCGCAUUUUGAGCAAGCCAUCGAGCGCGUGAUUGGUGGCCUUGAAAAGAAAUCCCUUGUUCUCAAUCCCGAAGAGAAAAAAGUGGUCGCCUAUCACGAAGCCGGGCACGCCAUCUGCGGCUGGUUCUUCCGCUACGCUGAUCCCCUUCUGAAAGUGUCCAUCAUCCCUCGCGGUCAGGGUGCCCUAGGAUACGCCCAAUACCUGCCGCCUGGGGAGACCUAUCUCAUGACUGUCAAUCAGCUCAUGGAUCGCAUGGCCAUGGCGCUUGGCGGUCGCGUGUCCGAGGAACUGAACUUUGAGACUGUGACGAGCGGAGCGUCUGAUGAUUUCAACAAGGUCACCCGCAUGGCGACCGCCAUGGUGACGAAAUGGGGUAUGUCGUCCAAAAUGGGCUACGUAUACUUUGAUGACAGCGGCGAACAAUCGCAAUUUCAGAAACCAUUUAGCGAGCACACCGCGCAAGAAAUCGAUGGGGAAGUCAGGAGGAUUGUGGGCGAAGCUCUGACGCAGUGUAGAGAUUUGCUGACGGAGAAGAAAAAGGAGGUGGGGUUGGUGGCGGAGGAGCUGUUGAGUAAAGAGGUUCUGGGGAGGGAUGAUAUGGUGAGGAUUCUGGGUAAGAGACCAUGGGGAGAUAGCAAGGAGUUCACAAAGUAUUUUGGUGAGCCGAUUGCAGAGCCAUCGAUACCUGGUCUAGGUGCUGGAGAGGCAGCGCCCCCGCCUCCGCCGCCGGAAAGUGGUGUUGCUGCUAAUAAGAGGGUGGAUGAAUGA
Molecule: messenger RNA, 2700 nt
Organism: Bacidia gigantensis
Lineage: Eukaryota; Fungi; Ascomycota; Lecanoromycetes; Lecanorales; Ramalinaceae
Gene: YTA12
Product: Mitochondrial inner membrane m-AAA protease component
Exons: 2
Coding region: 1-2700 (899 amino acids)
Biological process (GO): mitochondrial protein processing; protein-containing complex assembly
Cellular component (GO): membrane; m-AAA complex
Molecular function (GO): ATP-dependent peptidase activity; metalloendopeptidase activity; ATP binding
Source: RefSeq, a predicted model, not a curated record